Kuraishia capsulata CBS 1993 is the source of this 6585-nucleotide messenger RNA. RefSeq lists its product as uncharacterized. NCBI's taxonomy places the organism in Eukaryota, Fungi, Ascomycota, Pichiomycetes, Pichiales, Pichiaceae. Gene Ontology annotation, molecular function: protein binding. The transcript has a single exon. The record is from RefSeq and is a predicted model, not a curated record. Bases 1 to 6585 code for a protein of 2194 amino acids.
AUGAGUUCUUUGCAGCCAGAUUUAUGUGUUCUGAAUUCUCACGAAAUUAGCGCUUUGGACCGGGUCUCCUGGAAGAGUCAGGAGUUCCUAGACAAUCCUCUGGCCUCUGUUGUACAUACUCUGCUGGCUUGUUUGGAUCAUGAAGAAAGUGAGACUGUUCACCAAGAGAUCGAGAACAAUUUGGUCAAUUGGGAAGAUUUUAGUAUUUCUGAUCAAGAAACAUUGACCCGAAGUCUUUACUCAUGCCUGUUAGGAGCAGAUGCCUUUCCCCUUGUUAAGCGUGGGUCUGAGCCUAUAGUGUGUGCUGUCAUGAAAACCGUUACUGGUUGCAAUUGCGAUCUCGAGCCCGAGUCAGUGAGACUGUUCAAAAUUGUUGCUUUGAAUCUGUUGCAUUUCCUUGCUUCUUCUUCUGUGAUUUCCAAGUCGAACUUGUUUUCUGUGGAUUCUACGCACUUCCUGUUGAGGUACAUGGAAAGCGUGGUGACAGAAACUGUGGACACCGAAGUGCUCAAUGCUUACGCCAAAACUUUUGUGUUGUCUUCCCAAGUUGCAAUUAGUCCUGCUGAUUGCCUGUUGGUGAUACGUAUGGCAUCAGAGAAUACCAGCAAAGCCUUCUGGCUUGGUCUGUUGAAUGAGCUUACUGCUGUCGAUCAUAAGACGCCUUCUACGCUGGCGACAUCGGUCGGGAAAGCUGUUUUUACGGAUGUUCAUUUCGAACAACCAGACCUGGGGUACAGUAUUCAGUGUUGGCUGCGUGUUUCGCAGGGAUUUUCACUUGACUCUACGGGAUUUCAGAAACGGCUGGUGACUUUGGGUGAUGAAACCUCAAGUAUCUCGCUCUGGAUAAGAGGGGACAAGUUUUACAUCAAAGCUACAUAUGCUUCUGGAAACUCUGAGGGCGUUACUUUCGAGGGCUUGAAUAUUGAGAGAGAUGUUUUCUAUCACGUUGUGAUACGUCAAAGCUCGAGGAAAGACUCCAAAGUUACGCUGUUUGUCGAUGGUGAACCCAUCCAGACGGUGGAUCUUCAGUUUCCAUUUUCAGAGUCUCAUUCAAAGUCUGACCCUCAAAAAGGGCUUCUUUUGCAAGUCUCAUUUGGUGGCGACUCGAAAGAAAGCGAUACGGUCCUGGAGAUUGUAAACAUGUUCAUCCUAAACGAGCUGGUCUCUCCUGAAUGGUGUUUGCUAUCCUUCUGUUUGGGCAUGAUGUAUACAGGUAACUACCAGGAUAAAAACAUAACCAAAUAUGUGACUUAUAAGUCUCUACGACAGUUGGAAAUUGGGCUUCAGGAGCUUUAUACAGGAAGAUCUGGAGGCUGGCUCUCUAGUCUGAAAAAGAAGAGGCCCAAGGAGCUUGGAGAGCUCCAAAGAGCUUUAGGAGAGGAUGGGCUGUUCAACAUUGAUGCUAGGUUCAUUGCUUUGAACUUUCAUACUCUUCUGCUGGACAAAUCUGGAAAUGAUCUCAAUGUCUUCAGUGGAAUGUAUCUGUGCAAAAACAGCAGACUGGUGUCGUUGAAACAGCCGUCUAAUUUGACCAUUCCAAAGAUCACCAUGUCUGAAGGGGUGAUGUUUGUUUCAAGGGAACCACUGUUUCCCGUGAUUUAUGCAUUGGGAGGCUCAAUAGUGUUUCUCAAGAUAAUUGAAUCAUGUUCAACUGCCGACUUGCUGGAGACGGCAGUUGAGAUUCUUGCCAGAUUUCUCGAGAACGACUGGGCUAGCCUGAAGGAAUUUGAGACAAAAAGUGGUUAUGACAUUCUGAGUACCAUACUGAAGACAAAAAAGCAUCUAAUAACUCUCAGACUGUUAGAUGUGAUACUCAGUUUUGUGGGGUAUGACCACAAUUCUCCAAUAGAUUCGUUGCUUAUUAAUCCACAGGCAUAUGGAUCAUUAAUAGCAGAUUUUGAGAUCUGGAGACCCAAGAAUGUUGCAGACUCUGUCUCCAGGGAUAUCUUCAAGUUCUUGCUCUUUCAGUUCACUGUAUUUGGCCAAACUAGCAAAUACAGCACCUACAAUUUGAGGUUGAUGGUCAAGAUGAGAAUUAUCAAGCGUUUUAUACAGGCCCUCAAGUAUGGUUCAUUUACCGAGGAUAUACUGCCAGUUGUGCACGAUUCGCUGCUAGUACUGGUGAAGGUCAAUCCAACGCCUGAAGUUUUGCGGUCGCUAUCUCUUUAUGUGGUUUUUGCAUCAAAUAAGGAAAGCAACCAUAAGAAUGCUGAACUGCAGAGGAAGUGUGGUUUGUGCGCUCUUGAUGUGCUGGUAUCUGUAGCCUGUGAUCCUGCCUCUGCUACAAUGCCUGUCAAUAUCAAGCAAUUCUAUAAAGAGCUGUCACGUUCCGUUACAGUGCGUUGGACUCUGCUUCUUCUAUUUGAUCGAGAUCCUCUGGUAAUGAAGCUGGCCAUACGUUUGCUCACCCAUCUGUUCAUCAACUCUACCCCAAAAUUAUAUCCCAAGUUCAUUGCUCAGGGUGGAGUGGAUAUUAUCAGUAUGUUCACCAUGAAUGCCUGGAGCGAUGAUGGAGUGGUUGCCUUGAUUUUUGCAGGUGUAUUUGGAGUUUUCCAGAUCAACGAUAAGGACUUGCAUCUCAGUAGUUUGGUGGACAGCAAGUUCCUGAAAAAUACGAAGGCUAGCUGUUUUCUGCCCGAGUUCUUGCUGGUGAUCAACAAUAUGGUGAAGCAGUCUGUGGAAUCUGUUUCUGUGGCCAAUAUAUCCGAGGAUUCGAAAGUCUUCCUGGACUUCAUAAGCUUCCAAAACGCUUACCUAACGUCUUUGACCGAAACCUUCUCGAAUGUUGAGAGUUUUAGGGUGUAUCUGGCAGCCAGUCCGAUCUUUCUACAGGAUACCUUCGACAUAUGUCUCAGAUUCAAUGUGCUGGAGCAAGAAUUUCCAAAUGACGAAAUAAAGGGCUGUUCUAGGCGAUGGAGGUCUUUCACCAUUGACCUUUUCAUGUAUGAGCUGCUUAGUGGGACCUCGAUGAAGAAGUUCUUCACUUCAGAUUCAUACUACGGUACAGUUUUCACCUUCGUCAUCUUCCCCGAGUUUGUGAACGAUCUUCAAGCAUUUUUUGUGUUUGUUGAGAACUCUAUCAACAAAAGCACGGAACCUUUUGAAAAUAUCUUUCAUGUUUUGCAGACGGUUCUUAACGUGAUUUCCAACCCCAACGUUGAUGUCACCGACUGCAUACCCAUAGCGGAUAUUUUUUGCGAUGUUGCUGAAAAGUUUGAAAAACAUGACAGGCUUACACAAAAAUCAAUGAUUCAGUUGGCCUCCUUAAAAAGCAGACUUGGAGAAUACGUUGUUGAAAAGUUUUCAAAUGGCCAGAGCGAAGUGCUUAAGGCUUUGCUACAGUCAUUGAUAUUGCAUCAAGGUUUAUACAUGGAUAAAGAUACAAUGAACAACGAGCGCCUUGCUGGCCUGUUGUCCUGCAUUGUGCCUGUAUCAGACAGUUCGGAGCUGGAGUAUCUGGCAAUCAACUUUGCGAGAAUGUGCUAUCUUCAUAGACAGUCAGAUUUUCCCUCCAUAUAUGGUCUCAUUUCUGACAACCCUGAGUCUCAAGAGCAACUCCAGGCAUUUUUCGUGGGACUUCUUGAGAUGAGCGAUGAAGAAGUGACAUCAGGUGAGUUGUUUGGAACUACCAAAGAGCUAUUCCGAAGUUAUGCGGCUUCCAGUAGGCUCAAGACAUCUGUGGAGUCACUGCAACAACCCAUCAACGAGCUUCUUCGUGAGUUGUUUCAAACCAAGGAUCUCAUACAGCACAAAACCAUCACCGCGAAUUUUGAGAAGGAAAUGAGUUCUUGGAUCAAAACGAUUGUUAAGUCAGAAGCUGUGAAGUACAACCGACGUAUCCAGGACCAGACAGAUGACCUGACAUUUUUUGUGUCUGCCUAUGAGCUGAUCAAUGCCGAGGCAUGUCGUUUACUUCAAAAGGAACGUAAGAUAAAAUGGCGAGUGGAUCAAACGGAACUGGUUGAUAGAAUGCGGCUGAGACUGAUUCCAUACACAUACUUGGACUCUACGCAGAAACCUGUUUCUGAAAGAGUUUCUCAGGGAUUCUCGGAUGGAGUUCCAUUGAAUGGUGUAUCUGACUUAUCUGUGGAGGAUACUGCGGAGGUUGAAUCAUUUCAUGAAGACUCGGAAGACCUUGAAAUGUCUCAAGACGAUAAAAAGAGAAAGAUCCUGCGAAAUCUCUAUGUGGGAGAUCGUAUCCUUGAGCUAUGGAAUGUGAGUGAAAUACUGGGAUUGCAGGCAGUUGAGUCGAUCUUGAUCAUGGGAAUCUCACACUUAUACUUGAUUGAGAAUUAUUUCCAUUGCAAAGAUGGUGAGAUAGUGAGGAUUGACGAGGCACCUGCAAACAGUCGAGAUCCGUACAUGGACCUUAUUGCUGGUGGAGGAAAUUCUAGCAUCAAUUCAAAUCCCAAGACUCAUUCGACCAAAUCAUGGGAGAUUUUCAAGCUUGUCUCCAUCUCUAAGAGACAAUUUUUACUCCGAGACGUUGCUCUGGAGCUAUUCUUCGUCGAUGGUACAAGCUUCUUGAUUACAUGCAAGCAGAAGAACCUGAGGGACGCCAUAUAUUCCCUGCUUUCUUCUAGUGUAACUGCCAAACACUCAGAUGAGGAUCUUGCACAGGCAUUCUCGCUUUCAGCUUCCUCUCUGGCUCCUUCUCCCAGCUCGUCGAUUGCAAACCGUUUCGCGAAUGUAUUUUCGUCUCCAAACUUGUCGAGUUUGGCUAUCACCAAGAAGUGGAGACAUGGAAAAGUGUCAAACUUCUACUAUCUGAUGAUCAUCAACACGUUGGCAGGUAGAACUUUCAACGACCUGACGCAAUACCCUAUCUUUCCCUGGGUUAUUGCGGACUACACUAGCUUGGAACUUGAUUUCUCGGAUCCAAAGACUUUCAGAGAUCUAAGCAAACCUAUGGGGGCUCAGACUGAAGACAGAAUCAACGUUUUCAAAGAGAGAUACUCUGCUCUCAAGGGCCUGGAAGACCCGGGUGCACCGCCUUUCCACUACGGGACUCACUAUUCUUCAGCAAUGAUUGUCACGUCAUUCCUGAUUAGACUGGAGCCUUUUGUUCAGUCUUAUCUGGUAUUACAGGGAGGCAAGUUUGACCAUGCCGAGAGACUUUUUUACUCUAUCAGCAAGGCCUGGGAUUCGUGUUCCAAAGAGAUAGCGACGGAUGUCAGAGAACUCAUCCCAGAGUUUUUCUUUCUUCCAGAGUUUCUAGUUAACUCCAACGGAUUUGCUUUUGGAAAGCUUCAAAAUGGGAAGCAAAUCGGUGAUGUUGAAUUACCACCUUGGGCUCAUGGUGACCCCAAGAUCUUUAUCCAGAAGAACAGAGAGGCCUUGGAGUCUCCAUAUGUCUCAGAGAAUCUCCACAAAUGGAUAGACCUGGUGUUUGGGAUAAAGCAAAGAGGAAAGCCUGCAAUUGAAGCUUUGAACGUGUUCCAUCAUCUAAGCUACCCAGGAGCUAUCAAUCUGGAUAAGAUAGCUGAUGAGCAGGAAAGAAGGGCCAUGGCUGGGAUCAUCCAUAACUUUGGCCAGACCCCGAUGCAACUUUUCACGAAGCCCCACGCUGCACGAGACGACACCUCAGUAUGUCAGUUAAACAUUGGAACCAUAUUGGAUAUUCCCAUAUCGAUGAAUGACUCCCACUUGAAACAUCCGGUUGACCACAUAGAAUUGGACGAACAGACCGGUGAUUGGAAGGGCCGGAGCAAGUUGUUCUCCAGAAUUGAAAACAUCACACUGAAGGGAAUCCAGGGAUCGCCAUCAAUGGCCGUCAAUGGCGUUUUAUAUGACCACAUGCACAAUAGUGCCGUUUCUUCCAUUGCGUUUGUGAGCACCACGUGCUUUUUGACUGGAUGUGUGGAUGGUACAAUUCAUGUUUGGAGUCAGUCGUUCAAGAGCUCGCGCGUUUCGACCGUUACCAAUGCACGAAAGGAGAUCUUCUCUGCCAAUGUCACCCGAAAUACUGGACUUGAGCUUGUCUGUGUAAUGAGAGGGCAUAUGGCUGCAGUGUUGGAACUCAAAACCGCUCCUGCGCUCAAGACGUGCGUGAGUCUUGAUGCUGACGGAAGGGUUUUGGUGUGGGAUACUCUUCGUUCCAGUCUACUACAGGAAAUCAAGCAAGAAAAGGUAAAACAUGUUGCAAUUGCAAAUGACACAGGUAUCAUAUGUCUCGUUUCUGGGAAAGAAGACAUGAGUUGGAUAUCGUUGUACACUAUUAACGGAGACCUGCUUAUGUCUGAAGCUGUUAGAGGUGAGGAUCAGGACUACAUUCAUUGCAUUGAUUUUGCGCAGUCCAAUUGGUUCAUACCCAACCAUGGCUCAUCUGUUUAUCAUGAAUACUGGGAGCCCCGGUGCGUGCUGGUGACUGGUUGGAGAAGCACAGUCAAUGUGUAUAAGGCUCGUUUUGAUGGGGAGGGCACGAGUUUGGCGCUAAUGAGGAAGUUCCGCCUUCAAUUGAGUGACGGGGAUGUCACGGCGGUGAGAAUGCACUUAUCGCUUGAAGUUGACGGAAAUGGUGCGAAAAGUGGCAGGGCUGAAGUCAUCUGUGGUGACUCAAAGGGCAGGUUGGUGCUGUGGCAUUAG